Molecule: messenger RNA, 1994 nt
Organism: Teleopsis dalmanni
Lineage: Eukaryota; Metazoa; Arthropoda; Insecta; Diptera; Diopsidae
Exons: 5
Coding region: 1096-1872 (258 amino acids)
Source: RefSeq, a predicted model, not a curated record
GAAACUAAACUAACCCGCAGCAAAGCCGCAGCAAACACUAUUGCGACCCCAACUAAUUUACGUACCGACUUUCAGUUGAGCCAAGCUUCGAUUUCUGAGUGUCUGAGUUAGAGCGAGCCGCAGCGCAUCUUCGAGUUAUUUUGAUGGCUUUCGUCGAGCUGUGAAGACAUCGCGCAGUGCAUACUCGUCGCUUUUAACGUGUCUUACAUUGUCGUGCCGAUUGCCUUGCAUUUCGCAUUAAGGCAUUAAGUGUUCCAAACUUACUUACAAAUGAAGAUACACAUUUAAACGUUUCUACGGUUCAUUCUGAAGUCGUGAAUUCGCAGUGAUUUAACAGAAUUAAAAACGUUUUUAUGCUGAAUUUUGAGAAGCAAUUCCAAUUUGGUUUAAAUUUUGUAUUGUGUGUGAUUUUGCAGUUUUCGUAUCUGUCGUCGAAUGUGUUUUCGAAGUCGCUUGGAGAACAACGAGCGGGAAUUGAUCUUGGCAUUAUUGAAAUCACUUUAAACCUACUUUUAAAUUUGACUACAAUCGAAGAAGUGCUUCAGUGUUUUAUAACUUUCAGUGUUUGAUUCGAUUUGUGUUGGUUGAUAGCGAUUCUAGUGCUAUUGCUUGUGCUGUUGCAGAUACUUUUUAGUGAUCAUAACUGAAACUGCAAUUUGAAACCUCGCAGUGUGGUUUUGGUGCCGAUACCGAAUGGCGAAUGGCGAAUGCCGAAUUGUAACAGGGCUUAAGCAUCAUUAAAUGCACAUUAAAUGCAAAAUAAAAUUUAUUGAACUAUUAUUAAAUAAAUUAAAGCAGAAUCUAAAAGAUUUGUUUUGCAAUCUUUGAGCUAAUUAUUGGUAAUAUAAUUGCGUUUCUCUGACUUCUCGAUUUCAGUAGUUUUCUAUACUUUAUCUAACCGAAAUUUGUGUUGUGACAAGUUCGGCUGCGGUUCAGUGUCUUAUGUAACUUUGCAACAAUAACAUCAAAAACUAUUUGACAUUUUUUAUUUAAUAAAAAAUAUAAAAAAAAAUAUUUCACUAUUUAAAUACAAAAAAGUGAUAUAUAGCAAUUAGUGAUCCGCAGAUUAGAACUAUAUUUUUUGUUAUUGUUGAAAUGCAUCAAUUAAAAGAAUUAUAUAUUUUUAUUGCAUUAGCAAUUUUUUUAACCAGUUGCAAUGCUGAUGAACGAAAUCCAAAAAAACGUCAAAUAUAUCGAGAAGAAGUGCUACCGCAUGCAGGUGGUCGUAUACCAGAUACAGCAUUCGAAACUGAUCGACUUUUCCUAAAUCGACUACAAAAAGAAGGAAUUUCAGUACCCGAUGGUAUUGUACCAGAACAACGCAACCCACAAGUUUAUCCUUAUCAACAUAAAAGUUCAAGAACAGUUUAUCAUAUAGCACUAAGUUCAGAUGCACGUUAUAUACCUGCUGAAGGCAGAUAUCACUAUCAAAAAGAUAUUCCAACAGUUGAAACAACUUAUUUAUUUCCGCAAAUACAUGGUCAGAAUAUAGAUCUGAUGCCAACGAUGCCAGCAUAUCCAGUUUACAAACAAUUUCAAUUACACAAUCCACUUUUGAAUCAAGUGCGAUUGCAACCCAAGAAAAAAGCUCAAUUAUUCAAUGUAUCGCCAACUGUGCAGAAGGCACGUAAUAAUCCUUACAAAGUAGAGACUUACCAGAAUGUGAAUUUACUUAAUAUACCAGUGAGUCCAACUUAUGGUAAACCAAUGGGCAAGAAUAACAAACAAUAUUUGCCAAAUUACGGUUCGGCACAUCUCUUUAAUGAGUUCGAUGAUUUAUUCCAUGAGUUGGACAUAAGCGAAACUAGCGACAGACCUGCUAAUGGCUAUGAGAAGGCAAAAUUCUAUCCAUCGACAAAAUUGGUUUACUGAAAUUUAUUUUUACAUUUUUACAAAUGAAAUUGUAUUAUAGUUUAAGUCCUACUUUUAGAUAUCGAAAUUGUAUACAUUUAAUUAUAGAUUAGCCAAUUCAAAACAGCUUUUAGUAAAUUUUU